Messenger RNA from Brettanomyces bruxellensis, 1881 nucleotides. RefSeq lists its product as uncharacterized. Gene Ontology annotation, molecular function: structural constituent of nuclear pore; phospholipid binding. NCBI's taxonomy places the organism in Eukaryota, Fungi, Ascomycota, Pichiomycetes, Pichiales, Pichiaceae. Gene Ontology annotation, biological process: protein import into nucleus; RNA export from nucleus. The transcript has a single exon. The coding region runs from base 1 to 1881 and encodes 626 amino acids. Gene Ontology annotation, cellular component: nuclear pore central transport channel; nuclear pore. The record is from RefSeq and is a predicted model, not a curated record.
AUGGUGUUUUCAUUUUCCGUAAAUAAUCAAAACGGUAAUGGCUCUUCAGGAAAUAUCUUUGGAGGUGACAAUUCCGGUACAGGUAACAACAGCAACAACAACCUUUCGUUUGGCAGCAGCAAUAUGAAUUCUACUGGUUUGAAUUUGAAUAAAUCUUCCGGGAAUAAGGGUCCAAGCUUUAACUUUGAUAGUCAAAGUCAGAGCGGUUCAUUGAGUGCAAACGGUAAUACAAACGGAACAUUUAAUUUUGGUACCAAUAAUAACAACAAGACUUUACCAGGACAGAAUUCAAGUGUUGGUACCAAAAAAACUAGCAAUAGUGGUCCUAUUUUUGGCUUUGGGUCUGGCAGCAACAGUGCAGAAGCAGGAAAUGCCAAAUUCAGUUUUGGUGGUUCAGACAGUAAACCAAUUGGAAAUGCAAUUAACCAGAAAGCCAAUUCAACUGCAAGUAAGCCAACUUUCAACUUUUCAUCAUCGGCUUCCAAUGAAGUUCCAACCGCUAGUAACAAAAAGAUUUCCUUCGGAUCAUCUUUAUCUGACCAAAAUUCUUCAAGCAAGCCCUCAUUUUCGUUCGGUACUGCAAAUAAUAACAAAAAUAUUGCAAACGCUUCGAAAAUUUCGUUUGGAAGUGCGAAGAAUAAUAUUUCUCAAGAGAAUAAUAGCAGUGGCACAUUCUCUUUAGGCGUUGGCAAUACCUCUGUGAAAUCUUCAGAUUCGAAAGCAUCUUCAGGUUUUGCUUUACCAGCGAAAGGAAACCAAAGUCAACCCACUUUCCUGCUCGGAAAGCAGGGGAAUGCCAACAGUGCCGGUACAUCUGACAAUUCAAAUGCAAAAACAUUUAACUUUGCAGGUAUUUCCAGUAACCUAACAAAGAAGGCGGAGGAUAAUCCCUCUUCUGAGGACUCCGAUAAAAAUAAAAAGCAGCCAGCAACAAGCGCACCAAAAUUUUCAUUUGGCGUGACUAAGGACGAUACUUCCAAAUCAAACUCCAGCAGUAGCGUGAAUAAACCAACAUUUACUUUUGGUGCAAAGGCUAUAAAUCCAGUCGAUAAAGAUACAAAAACCAACAAAUCAGCUAUAACUGAAAAAGGAUCACAAUUCACGUUUGAUUCUUCGAAAAAUAAUGAUAAAUUAAAGCAGGCACCAACAAAUGAAAAUAAUGGCAAAAAACAUGCACUUCCAGGAUUCAAGACCAACGACGAGAAGAAGGCUUCUGUGAAGGUUGAAGAUUUUAAACCAAAACAAGUUUCUAUUACAAAUAAAAAUUUAGAUGAUCUUAUCAAUAAGUGGACGAACCAGCUUUCUUCUGCUUCUAAGAUGUUUAAGAAUUAUGGUGAAAAGAUUAGAUCAUGGGAUGAGGUUAUGGUUUCUUCUUCAGAAAAGAUUACUAAGCUUUAUUCAGAUUCAUUGGAAUGUGAAAAUAAGCAAAACAAGAUAGAUCAAACACUCUCAUACAUCGAAAGGCAACAAGAGGAGCUAGAAACACUACUCACAGGUUAUGAAAAACAGUCAGAGUCUCUUCUUUCUUCCUCCAGACAGGGUGGAUCUUCUGAAAUUGUAACCGUAACCUCUGGUGGUUCAAUCGGUUCGUUGACAAAUGAUCAGGUGAGAGAAAAAUCUUACAAACUCGCAGAGAUUUUGGAAAUGAGAUUGAAUUCUUUGGGAACAAACUUCUCCUCAUUGAUAUCCGAAGUAAACAAGGUGAACGACAAUUUCAAUCGUUCUCUACUUACUUCAAAUAGUAAGACAGACGAAGAGGAAGGCCUUCUUGAGGAUGUAUUAAAACUUUUGAACAGCCACCUUGAAAGUUUGAAUUGGGUUGAGGAGAGUGAAAGAAGCCUUCGUAUGCAAGUGAAUAAGAUAAAAAAAAGUUCUAUUUAG